AUGCGAAAGCAAGUCCUAUCCUUAACGGAAGCCGCGGCUGCUAGAAUACGCCAACUCCUUGAGCAGCGCCAGCGCUCUUUCCUCAAGCUCGGUGUCAAGGCUCGAGGCUGCAACGGCUUAUCCUACACCCUCAACUAUGCCGAUGAGAAAGGGAAGUUUGAUGAGCUGGUCGAUGAUAAAGGAGUCAAGAUAUUGAUUGAUCCAAAGGCCCUUAUGCAUGUCAUAGGAACCAAGAUGGACUUUGUUGAUGACAAACUGAGAUCAGAGUUCAUAUUCAUCAAUCCAAAUUCUAAAGGGCAGUGUGGCUGUGGAGAAUCCUUUAUGACAAUGAGCAGCUCUGAUGCAGCCAAGCGUGGCAGCAGCUCAAGUACUUAG
Molecule: messenger RNA, 375 nt
Organism: Striga hermonthica
Lineage: Eukaryota; Viridiplantae; Streptophyta; Magnoliopsida; Lamiales; Orobanchaceae
Source: the annotation of a GenBank genome assembly